AGUGAGCGAGCAGAGAGAGGUAGAGGGAGCUGCGCUGGGACCAUCUGACUCGCUUGCCUUUGAUUCGUUGCAUUCUCUGUAAUUGGAUCAAGUGCAGACUUGCCUAGCUCCGCUGCUCACGUUCUGUUCAGAGCGCAGAGUGGGAGCGGCUGAAGAGGGAAUAUACUAUAGGGGGAGAGAGAAAGAUUAAAAGAUAGCAUGAGAGAAAAAAAGGAGAAAGAGGGAGAAAGAAUACCCACGUGUGUAUGAAUAAGAAAACAAGGAAGAGAGCCAGAAGAGGAGGGGCAAAAGAGAGAGAGAAAGAGAGAGAGAGAGAGAGAGAGGAGAGAAGAGGCGUGCGCAAUUCCUCACUCAUCCAUCCUUCUAUGUUGCGUAGCGAGGUGUGCGCCGUGCUAACAAGCAGUUCCUGCUCUUAUUCCCGCUGCCAGCACAUGGAGAGGAUGGGCACCUGCAGUUCCUGGAUGAUUGAACUCCUCCCAAUACCCACUGCCAGAGCAUGACAAGAAGGCUCUCCUUUUGGCUGAACUCCCGCACAACCACUGCAAUCCUCUUCUGCCCUUAGGUACUCGCCGUCCUCCUAUUCGCUCUUGCUAAGCCACGCUGCACCAAAGACCCAAGAGAGGGAUCCACCCAGGUUGCCCUCACGCAUCUGCCUUCUGAGUCCACUAUUAUUUAUAGACUUUGUUUAGUGCUUUUGACCACAAGUUACCAAGUGUGAGGAUGCCGUGAGAGUGAAGCCAGGAGCGAAAGGAGUCCUUUCUGUGACGGAAGUCGGAGCUGCUUCCCGGAUGCUAACAAGGUUAUUCUGUUGCUACUGAAGGCCAUCUCUGCUCUCUCACUCCCUUCCCCCUCCUGCAUGAACCGAUAAUGGACAACACACUUUAUGAGCCACAAUGCAUGAUGUUGAGAUCGCCAGCACUAAUCCUUUAUAAGUAAGGCUCUAAGCUAGGAGCCCGGCUUUUGGAGAGUGACCUUUGAUUGAGACGAGGAGAAAAGAACAGAGGACGAACAAAAGAAGAGACGAACUGAAAGUGAUGGAGACUGCUGGAGUGGACGAUUCCUCUGAGCGAUGUGGUGCACCUGAGAGUGCUGCAUCUCCUAUGGAUCCCUCCUCCCAAGAUCUUUCAGAAGCCGGUCCUGAAGGGGCUCUCGAAGAAGUGAAGCUGGAGGAGGAUAAGCUUGAAGAAGAGGCAGAGGUAGUAGAAGAGGAGAAUGAGGAGCAACACAGACUAUUGGGAUGCCUAGGGUUGGCAGCUGCUUCCUGCUGUGUCUGCAUGGAGCUGGAACAAGUUCGUAACUGUGUGCGUUCAGAAAAGAUCUGCAUCUUACCUAUCCUUGCAUGUUUGCUGAGCUUAGCACUUUGCACUGCUGGCUUGAAGUGGGUAUUUGUGGACAAAAUCUUUGAGUAUGAGCCCCCUACUCACUUGGAUCCCAAACCUAUUGGCCAGGACCCUAUCAUUAUAGAUGCGGACCCCACGAUGGGUCUGCCUGUGUCGUUCUCACGCCCCACCUCAACUCAAACCCAUCUGCCAGCCACCGUUUCUAAAAUCCCUGCACGCCCUGAGGUGUUUGUAGAGGAUGAUUCCACGGCAGGUCCUUUCGCACCCGCCUCACCCAAGGUGAACAACUUUUUGCCCACCUCAAGAGUGACUACUCGAUUAAACCCAGCCUCUCAGCCCACCCACAGAAUCACAGCAGAACCUGGCAGGAACAACACACCAAGCCAACAUGAAUCUAACAACAUAGUAACUAAAACAUCUCCAAGCAGCACCACGACGUCAGCCAAGACGUCGAGUCAUAUGACACGUUGUAAAGAAGAGGAGAAGAGCUACUGCGUAAAUGGGGGAGAGUGCUUAACUGUGAACCUCACACCCAACACCACCAAAUACCUCUGCAGGUGCCCAAAUGAGUUUACUGGUGAUCGCUGCCAAAACUACGUAAUGGCCAGCUUCUACAAACAUCAUGGGAUUGAAUUUAUGGAAGCUGAGGAGCUGUAUCAGAAACGCAUAUUAACAAUAACAGGCAUCUGCAUUGCUCUCCUAGUUGUUGGCAUCAUGUGUGUGGUGGCCUACUGCAAAACCAAGAAACAGAGGCAAAAGCUGCAUGAUCGCUUGCGGCAGAGUUUACGAAAGCGCAAUGCCAUGGCUGAUAUAAGCAAUGGCUCACAGUAUCCCCAAAACCACCAUCAACCACCGCAAAGUCUGCAGCUUGUUAAUCAGUAUGAACUGAAGAACACAGCCCCUGCUCAGCACGUGAUCGAGAAGGAAACAGAAACAUCGUUUACCUUGAACCAGUACACAUCACCGAGUCAGCCUUCUGCCGCCAUCACCGCUAGCCUCAGCCAAGGUUGGAGUAAUAAAAAGCCAGACAGUGCGGUGUCUGACACUCAUGCGAUCUCCGGGGUACAAAACGGCCGGACUGGCACUCCGAGUCAGCGUGGGCGUCUAAAUGCCACUGGAGGAGGCCGAGAUGUCAUUAAAAACUCCAAAGAAACAACAGAUUCCUAUAAAGACUCUCCUUAUAGCGAGAGGUAUGUUUCGACCGUGACAACCCCGACACGCCUCUCACCUGUGAAGUUGCUUUCCCCAGCAACACCCUCCUCUCCUCCCUCUGAAAUGUCAGCACCUCUCCCCAGCCUGGCAACCUCUAUUCCUUCCAUGGCAACAAGUCCAUCAGGUGAGGAAGAACGCCCUUUGUUGUUCCUCACGCCCCCACGGCUCAGAGAGAAACCGGAGCCUAGCCGAGCACAGCAGCUCCGCAACUCGGCUCACUAUAACCAUGGCCUGGACGAGAUGAGCCCUCCACCCAGCCCUCUGCACAUCCAGGAGGACGAGCAGCAUGAAAGCAUGCAGGAAGACAACUCGGUACCCUGUGCCCCACCCACAUCUGCCCCUCACAGCCCCACGGCCAUGCACAAUUCUAAAAGAACAGAAGAUCAGAACAGUCAGGAUGAGCAGAGUGUAAGCAGCUCUGAAAGCAGCAGCUCAGAGAGCGAGGCAGAGGAAGAGCACCUGGUGGCCGAGAACACACCGUUCCUCAUACAGAACGCUGGGGUCGCAGGCAUGGCUAUGCUGGGGUUGGAGCUGGUAGAAAGCAGCAGGACUAACGCCGCACUGCGCCUCUCCCCACAAGACGAUCUACAAAGCAGAUUAGCCAGUGUAAUGGCUAACCAAGACCCGAUUGCUGUCUAAAAGUGAACAUACACUAGAAAAAAAAAAAAAAUUAAAAGGAUAAUUGUAAAAUACUAAGAG
Molecule: messenger RNA, 3251 nt
Organism: Silurus meridionalis
Lineage: Eukaryota; Metazoa; Chordata; Actinopteri; Siluriformes; Siluridae
Gene: nrg1
Product: neuregulin 1
Exons: 9
Coding region: 1035-3191 (718 amino acids)
Biological process (GO): intracellular signal transduction; nervous system development; animal organ development
Molecular function (GO): protein tyrosine kinase activator activity; chemorepellent activity
Source: RefSeq, a predicted model, not a curated record